Molecule: messenger RNA, 2160 nt
Organism: Symbiodinium sp. CCMP2592
Lineage: Eukaryota; Dinophyceae; Suessiales; Symbiodiniaceae
Source: the annotation of a GenBank genome assembly
AUGGCAGUUUUCGCAACGGUGGAUUGUCUGCAUCUCGUGUGGAGCAAGAACCGGGAAAUCACAUCCCGGCUCGAGGAAGGUGGCCGCUUGGUGAGAGCGGUGGACGGCUCGACUUUCGUUAAGGCCAGCGAGGAGCACUGCUUGGAGAACAGGCACCUGCUAGAAGCAUAUAUGGUCCGCCAGCGUGGAGCGCGAAGCCUAGACGUCCCCGAUGUUGAAUCGCUGAAAGCGCAACUGAUCUCCCUCCAUACUUUGUACGCGAUGAACCGAGCGAAGACUUCGAAACGACCCAAAGCCCUUCUAGAAGCCACGGUGGAGAUUGUUGAAGCCAACGCCCAUCUUGAUGCGAAAGCAUUCAAACGAUUGCUUUCGUAUGCACGCCAGCGCUUCAUGAAACCGCAUCAGCCGAAGGAUGCUCAGUUGCACAUUGAGCUUUAUGGUAAAGGUGGCAAGAAGACCCGGUGGGAUGUCACAGAUGCUGAUGAAGCGGCUGGCAUUGAAGAUGCCUACGAGGAAGAUAUGGAAGAUGCUGAGGAGGAGGAGGCAGAGUACGAUCCAACGCUGGAUGUUGACCCUAUGCCUGAGCCGGUGCUGGAUGUUGCCCGUAUCCCUGAGCCGGUGCUGGAUGUUGCCCGUAUCCCUGAGCCUGUGCUGGAUGUUGGCCGUAUCCCUGAGCCUGUGCUGGAUGCUGUUAUCCCUCCACCUGAGGCCCCUGAGCCUCGGAGUGAUCCUCCUUUGCAAAAGAAGGGUGUGUUUCAUAUGAACAGUUCGACCUCGGUUGCUUCAGAUGCCACUACCCUUAUCCUUGGUCAAAGCCCCGCAACACCCAAGCCGAAGCUGUUGCAUGUGCCAUCCUCAUCGGCCCUUACGCCGUCCCCUCCAAGUCUUCCAGAUGCUUCACGUGUGGUGUUCAAAGAAGUGCUGUACGUGGCUGAGUCACCCAGAAAAAUGGUGAAAGCAGAGCCUCACGACGAGGCUUUGAAGCCCACCCUUUCCGAGCCAGAACCCAUGGACAAGGAAACUGCUAUGCGGGAGCUGGCUUUGCUGGAGGCCUACAGGAAGGAACAAUUGGCACGUGCAGCCGAAGCUCCCCAAUCUGAGGAGGAAGAAGGCGAAAUCACCCCAACCGAAGCAGAUGCAGAGGAGUCACAGCUAGGUGAAGCCCCAGAGCCAGAACCCAUGGACGAGAAAGCCCCAGAGCCAGAACCCAUGGACAAGAAAGCUGCUAUGCGUGAGCUGGCUUUGUUGCAAGUGCAGUUGCAGCUUCGAUCGGGAGCACUUGCCGAUGGACCUGCACCAGCUUCCAAGCCUGUGUUGGACACGGAUGACACACAGGCUAUCCGUCGUGAAGAACAGCUGGAUGCUAGGAAAAAACGCAAGGAAAUAGCUGCUGCCAAGAAAGCAGCUGCCAAGGACAAGGAAGCACAGGAGCUGGCCGAUGCCGAGGUUUGCCAGGCUCCGGGCCAGGCUGAGAGUGUUGAGCAGCCGGCAAAGAAGCGCAGAACAGCUGCCAAAAGCAGUUCGAAGAAGCCUAGGGUGCAGGAGGAUCCCAAAACAAAUGGGGAUGCCGUGUCUGGGGAUGCUUCGGUGCCUGAGGCGGCUACGGGAGAAGACGAGGCAGAGAAGGAACCCAAGGCGGGCAAGGGCUCAAAGAAAGGAUCGGGCAGAGGAAAGGGGAGAGGAAAGGGGAGAGGAAGGGGCACGGGAAACAAAGGAAGGGGUAAAGGCAGAGGGGCAGGAAGUGGCAAAGCAAAAGCAAAGAAAACGAAGAAAGGCAAAGGAAAGGGCAAGGGUGCUGAAGCUUCCGAGGCAGCGCCGGAGAGGAGAGUGUCUAAAAAGACAACCCCGGAGCGCAAGGAUGAGGACCCCAAGAAGAGAAAGCCGGAGAAGAUUGAGUUGAGGAAGCUCGUGGUUGCGACAAAUGCCAUUCUGAACCACUUUGUCAUUAUGGUCUACUGGACCCGACCUGGUGUGGGCAUCAAGCAGAUGUCAGACGGAAAGCAGGUACAGUACUUCGGGUCGAAGGGUGCAACCACCUCGAAGCUUUUGCAUGCUGCCAUCGAGUGUGUCAAGUACAUGGACAAGGAUCCCGAGGACAUCAAGGGCAUCAACCAGUUUAUCUACAAAAUCAAGCAACAGCUGAAGAAAGCGAUUUCCUAG